Messenger RNA from Triplophysa rosa, 1704 nucleotides. It is a transcript of the gene pitpnaa, whose product is annotated as phosphatidylinositol transfer protein, alpha a. The record is from RefSeq and is a predicted model, not a curated record. Gene Ontology annotation, molecular function: phosphatidylcholine binding; phosphatidylinositol transfer activity; phosphatidylcholine intramembrane carrier activity. NCBI's taxonomy places the organism in Eukaryota, Metazoa, Chordata, Actinopteri, Cypriniformes, Nemacheilidae. Gene Ontology annotation, biological process: phospholipid transport. The transcript has 12 exons. Gene Ontology annotation, cellular component: cytoplasm. Bases 138 to 950 code for a protein of 270 amino acids.
ACAUUUUUCAGGAAAUGAAUUUAAAGAAAUGAGAAAUCCAGGAAGCUGAAGUGAAACGAGUCGCUGUAGGGGCAUUAGAGAAUUAAGUCUCUUUAAACUGGUUUGAAUGGUUGACACGAGGUGACGCGGGAGACAACAUGUUAAUAAAGGAGUUCCGAAUCGUCCUGCCCAUUUCUGUUGAGGAGUACCAGGUGGGUCAGCUGUACUCGGUGGCAGAGGCCAGUAAGAAAGAAACAGGGGGAGGAGAAGGAGUGGAGGUGUUGAAAAAUGAACCCUACGAGAAGGAAGGCGAGAAAGGACAGUACACGCACAAGAUCUACCACCUGCAGAGUAAAGUGCCAUCAUUUGUUCGGUUGCUGGCACCAUCAUCUGCCCUCAGUAUCCACGAGAAGGCCUGGAAUGCUUACCCAUACUGCCGCACAGUUCUUACGAACGAGUACAUGAAGGACAAUUUUCUAAUCAUGAUUGAGACGUGGCACAAACCUGACCUCGGCGAACAGGACAAUGUCCAUAAGCUUGACCCAGAACAGUGGAAGAAGGUCGAGGUAGUUCACAUUGACAUAGCCAACAGAUCUCAGGUGGAGACCAAAGACUACAAACCAGAUGAGGAUCCAGCCACAUUUAAAUCCGAGAAGACAGGACGAGGGCCAUUAGGACCUAACUGGAAGAAAGAACUUCCUCAGAAGACAGACUGCCCUCAUAUGUGCGCUUAUAAACUAGUCACAGUCAAAUUCAAAUGGUUUGGAUUGCAGAACAAAGUAGAGAGUUUCAUCCACAAGCAAGAGAAGCGUCUAUUCACCAACUUCCACAGGGAGCUCUUCUGCUGGAUAGACAAAUGGAUCAACCUGACGAUGGACGACAUUCGUCGCAUGGAGGAGGAGACACAGAAGGAACUUGACGAUAUGCGAGAGAAGGAUCCAGUUAAAGGGAUGUCUGCUGCCGAUGAAUAGAUGCUGCAGCCGGGACUAGGACAUCCAAACGAUUUGGUCAUGUCCUGGUAUUGGAUAGAGACUCUGCAGUAUGAUCGGCUACUCUCGCUCUCUCUCCUCAAGCUCCACUCCAGUAUAUAUUCUCUUUUCUCCACACCUGCAAACAGCGGGGCCUCAUCCAGAGAUGUUUCUUACACUAAAAAUGAUAAAUGUAUUCUGUUAAGUUUAUUGGUUUGUCUCCAAACAUUCCUGUUUACUUUUGUCUUUUUUGCGUUUUUGUUGAUCAUGUUGACCAACAGCACUUAUGUGCCUAAACAGUCCUCACUACUUGUAUUACCAGCUUGUUUACAUGUUUUUCUAGCAGAUAUUAACAGAUUUGAACGUGAUCAAGAUGCCUCGGUUACAUGCUAGUAACCAUGAGUUUAUUAUACAGCUUGGUCAGACCUGACCCAUUGUUAUCCAUAGACCCAAAUUCUCAGGUAAUUUUGUACAUUGAAAAAAUGAAUCUUUAUAUUGUUAGGAUGUUUAUGAUAUUAAAACAAGUUUACAGUUGUAAAAAUGUCAACCUGGUUUUGUUUAUAUUAGUUAACACACAUGGUAACUAUGUUGGGUAAUCUUUAUCGGUUUGGCGAUUGUGAACUGUAUUCGAGCACUCAUUCAUUCGAGGCUUGUUUCACCUUCCCAUCGUAAUAAUAAAACAUUUUGUGGUUGCUGGAUUUGGAUCAAAUGUAAUACUUGAUGAAACAAAUUAUAUUAAAAAGAGGUUAUAUUAUGA